AACACUGUUCAAAACAAGGGAAUCGGGGGAAUAAUUUUCAAAACAACAACAUUCGGUUGCGGUCGCAACGAAUGUGGCUCUUCUAAUGCUUCAAUACUUAAAAAAGUUGACCUUCAGGAAGGUUUGUUCGAAGAAGGGUCGAGUGUAGACGUAAAGGAUUAAAACCAGACGAACUAGAGACGAAUUAUCGCUUAAAAGCACUGCCGCCAUUGACCUAAAACGCAAGGGGUCUUUUGGACAGGAGCCACAAUGGUGAAAACGUUCCAGGCUUAUUUGCUCGAUUGCCAUCGAACGUACAGUUGUAUUCACUGUAGAGCACAUUUGGCAAAUCACGACGAGCUUAUCUCAAAGUCAUUUCAAGGGAGCCAAGGAAGAGCCUAUCUUUUCAAUAAAGUUGUCAACGUUGGUUGUGGCCCUGCGGAAGAGCGAGUACUUUUGACCGGUCUGCAUGCAGUUUCAGAUAUCUUUUGCGAAUGCUGUAAAACGACAUUAGGUUGGAAAUACGAGCACGCAUUCGAAAUCAGCCAGAAAUACAAAGAGGGAAAAUACAUCAUCGAAAUGGCACAUAUGAUAAAAGACAAUGGAUGGGAAUAAUCAUGUAUUUGUUUGUCCACCGCUAGCCGACCGGUAUUUGUAUCAAUUUAUUAUGAUAAUAUCUAAAAGCUUUUCUACCAUAGCUGCUACAUGCUAGUUUAUCACUGCAAAAAUAUGAAAGAAGGUUGAGUUCGUUGUUUUUUGUACAUACAUAUAAAAAAGUAAGAAUUUUUAUCUAAUAUGCAACAGUAAAAAAACUGGAUUCCUAUGGAACUUUCAGUAAAUUUUGUAUAUAAUAAAUACAAGACCUGAUAUAAGCCAGGUUUAGAUAUUGUAGAUAGAUGUAAGAGUCGCGCCAAGAGAUACAAGAGUGUGUAUUCGAUGAUGAUUGUGACGGAGCGAAGACAGCUAUGAUUUGCGAUUGUAAAUAUGUAAAAUUUUAAACUCUGUCGAUGAAUUAUUGUCAGGAAAGAAACGUUUAGUAAAACUAAGGUCUAUUAUGCAAA
Molecule: messenger RNA, 1040 nt
Organism: Nematostella vectensis (starlet sea anemone)
Lineage: Eukaryota; Metazoa; Cnidaria; Anthozoa; Actiniaria; Edwardsiidae
Product: protein yippee-like 1
Exons: 4
Coding region: 250-594 (114 amino acids)
Source: RefSeq, a predicted model, not a curated record